CGGCCGGACUUCAGAGACCUCGGCUGAGAAGCGGCUCCCGCUUCCGCGGAUCUGCGGUGGAGGGUCCCGAGCGGGCCCCGCUUCAGGGGUGAAGACGACAGCGACGGCCCUGCGGGCUGGAAGGACCCAGGAGGCUGGGCUGCAACUUUGGGAUGCCUUGGGAGCCCAGUCCACCAGGAGGAAAAUGCGUCCUGUGUUGGGGUCCUGACACCUGCAGAUGGGGCUUUGCCAUGAUUUCUUCUGGAUGUUUCUGUAAGGAGAUUGUUUCUGUAGAGAAAUGCCACUUCAGCAUCAUAUACACAGUCGUAAAAUUCAUAUCAAGAAAUGGGACCAGCCAGUCUUCCCUGGAACCUGAGGCAAAGAGGAAAAAGUCACACCCUAGGAAUGCAGUGGUGUCCUUUGAAAGAAGAGGAUGCCAUUCCCCGUGUGAGGGCAAUGGAAGCUCAUGGGGGACGACCACCGGAUCCAGAGGGAGAGCGACCAGGAGAGGAUACCAGCGUGAGACAGCGGAGCGGUCGGCCUCCUGAUGUUGGCGGUGCUGAAUGUGUAGAUAACACAGAUGGCAAAUUGCUAAGACAACUGCAAGCUCAAGAAAAAGCCCAACAAGCAGCACAAAUAAAGCUUUUGAGAAAACUCCAAAAGCAGGAACAGGCUCACAUUGCCAAAGAAGCUAAAAAACAACAAGCAAUAAUGGCUGCUGAGGAGAAGCGACAGCAAAAAGAGCAGAUAAAGAUUAUGAAACAACAGGUUGUGGAGGAAUCUCUGCCCUGCUUCCAUGGGAGAGGCCGGCCUCAGACUACUGUUCUGCUAUGGCGGAGCCACGUCAGAGUUGAAAUUGGAGGGACGCUGUUUGUCACCGUGAGGGGCCUCCGAGUAGCGCUGCCACCCAGGGGUUCGGGGCGCCCCGAGUUACCCGGUAUUCCCAGUAACUGGGCUGAUUACACCGGGGUGUUUCCUACAAGAAUUAAGAGAAUACAACAAAUGAGAAUGGAAAAAGGUCUUCGAGCCCAGCAAAUUCUGGAGGCUAAGAGGAUAAAGAAGGAAGAAGCUGCAAAAGCCAAAUUAUUGGAGGCUGAGAAACGAAAACAGGAAAAAGAACGGUCGAAGCAAGAAAAACGUGAUGAGAAACGAUUAAAGAAAGAGCUUAAACUAGAGCAACGAAGAUUAGAAUUAGAAAUUGCAAAAGAACUAAAGAAGCCUAAUGAAGACAUGUGCUUAGCAGACCAAAAGCCUUUGCCAGAGUUGCCUCGUAUUCCAGGACUUGUCCUCUCUGGAAGUACAUUUUCAAACUGUCUCAUUGUGGUGCAGUUCUUACGAGUCUUCGGUAAAGCUUUAGGCUUUAAUGGGAAUACUGAUGUUCCAGACCUGAGUAUUCUUCAAGAGGGAUUGCUGAAUCUAGGGGACAGCAUGGCUGAGGUACAAGACCUGCUUGUGAGGCUCCUGUCAGCUGCUGUGUGUGAUCCAGGUCUAAUUACAGGAUACAAGGCCGAAACAGCUCUUGGAGAACAUUUGCUGAAUGUUGGUAUGAAUCGAGACAAUGUUUCCGAGAUCUUGCAGAUCUUUAUGGAGGCCCGUUGUGGACAGACUGAGCUCACCGAAAGCCUGAGGACCAAGGCUUUCCAGGCCCACACUCCGGCCCAGAAAGCCUCGGCGCUGGCCUUCCUGAUCAGUGAGCUGGCGUGCAGCAGGAGGGUGGUGAGUGAAAUUGACAAGAACACUGAUUAUAUGUCAAACUUGAGGAGAGAUAAAUGGAUGGUAGAAGGUAAACUCAGCAAGCUCCGAAUCAUUUAUGCUAAGAAAGCAGGCAAGAGAGACACUUCAGGUGGCAUCGAUCUUGGAGAAGAGCAGCACGCGUCGGCCACCCCCACAGCAGGAUACAAGCGAAGAAGGAAGGGCGGCGACAGUGACGCUGAUGGCAACGAGGAGGAGGAGGAGGAGGAGGAAGACAAGGAAGACAGAAAAGGAAAGAAAACUGAUGUCUGUGAAGAUGAGGAUGAAGGUGACCAAGCAGCAAGUGUUGAAGAGCUAGAAAGACAGAUUGAAAAGCUGAGUAAACAACAGAGUCAGUACAGAAGGGAGCUCUUCGAUGCGUCUCACUCUUUACGUUCAGUGAUGUUUGGCCAGGAUCGUUACAGACGUCGGUAUUGGAUUUUUCCCCAGUGUGGGGGGAUUUUUGUAGAAGGCAUGGAGAGCGCUGCAGGGCUGAAAGAAAUUGCAAAAGAAAGAAAAAAACGAAAAAAAGCAGAAAGCAUCCAGACCAAAGAAAUAUUUGAUACUUCUGACGACACUUUAAAUUGUUCAAAUCCGGAUCAUUGUGAGCAAAAGGAAGAUCCUAACGAAAAAGAUAACACAAAUCUAAUUCUUCAGAAUCCUGGCUCUUUUUCCAAACUAAGCAAGCUUUUAGAAGUAGCUAAGGUGCCUCCUGAGUCAGAUGUAACGACCCCCAAACCAAAGAGCGGUGCAGAUGGGUGCGCACUGCCUCACCAGAACCGUGGGAGACACUCACCGGGCAGCAUGCAGCCAACGGUGACACAGAACAGCGUGGAAGGGACAGACUCGAAUCUGGUCAGUACCGGUUCAGGUGGUGCAGGCAAGGUCUACAGUCCUCCCCCCAGGGACCAGUUGUUACUGCCAAGAACACCUUGGGAGGACGCUUCCCUUACCCAAGCCGAUGCGCCAGCUGCUUCUUCACCAACUCCUCGGGCCCAGCCGCCCUCUAAGUCACCUGCAGCUCUUGAAGUAGCCAAACCAGUAGAUUAUCCUAGUCCAAAGCCUAUUCCAGAAGGUGGGUACCUUGAGAGGGUUUGCUGUAGCCACUUACUGUAUUGUAUUGUUACAGAUCUCUAUAUUAUAGCUGAAUCUUUGAUGUUUUUAUAUAGUUAUAAAUUUUUUCAUUUAGGCAUAAGAGAAAAGGCAUUACAAAAACAAAUUCAGAAACACCUGGAUUACAUCACUCAAGCCUGCAUCGAGAAUAAAGAUGUUACCAUUAUUGAAUUAAAUGAAAAUGAAGAAAACCCGGUAACUCGAGAUAUUGUGGAGAAGUGGUCAGUAGAAGAACAAGCAAUGGAAGUGGAUUUGAGGAUUCUUCAACAGGUAGAAGAUCUGGAAAGGAGAGUCGCAUCAGCAAGUUUGCAAGUAAAGGAAAAUCUGCAAGAAUCUAGUCCUGAUUCUGUAGAAAGCCGAAUUACUCUACUAGCUCCUGGUUGGAUGUGUCCAGAACCGGCAUCAGAAAGGGAGGACUUGGUCUAUUUUGAACAUAAGUCAUUUUCUAACUUGUGCAAGGAGCACGAUGGAGAAUUUACUGACGCAGAAGAAAGCAGUGCACAUGCACUAGAGCGGAAGAGCGACAACCCCCUAGAUAUAGCUGUAAGCAGGCUGUCUGAGUUGGAGCGAAACAUUGAAAGGAGGUAUCUGAAGAGCCCCUUAAGUACCACCAUUCAGAUCAAACUGGAUAAUGUGGGCACAGUUACUGGCCCUGCUCCUGCACCAUCCACUAGUGGUGAUGAUGACGGAAUUGAAGAGGAUAUUGUUCCCGGUCUCAGGGUGUGGCGAUGGGCAUUAUCAGAAGCUCGCAGUGCUGCCCAGGUGGCUCUGUGCAUUCAGCAGUUACAGAAAUCCAUAGCAUGGGAAAAAUCCAUUAUGAAAGCUGCAAGUUCACUGAAAAGGGGCCGCAAAAACAGAAAAAGGAAAAUAGAGGAAAACACCUGCGGUACUGGAGUAAAACAAGAACGCUGUACUCGUGGAAAGAAACUGAAACAGGACAACUCUGACCCGACUCUUGGCAGCCUUACUAAAAUGCAAACUCGUCUCAAUAAAGACAUGAAAAAAAGAAAAAUAGAAGAAAACACCUUCACUAACUUACCAAACCAGGAAAGCUUUCAUUCUGUAAAGAAAAGGAAGCAAGACCACUCUGACCUGACUCUUUCCAGUCAUGAAGAUGCACGGCCUUUUGUAGAACUGCCGGAGUGCAGCACACGGAGUCGUCUGCGUUUCCGCCUCAGGGAUGGAAGACACGUUUUUAUUAAAAGUGCGUAAGCAGCUUUAUAAUAACAUGUCUGGUAUCUGCGGGUCUCAUCAACAAGAAAU
Molecule: messenger RNA, 4086 nt
Organism: Manis pentadactyla (Chinese pangolin)
Lineage: Eukaryota; Metazoa; Chordata; Mammalia; Pholidota; Manidae
Product: bromodomain adjacent to zinc finger domain protein 2B-like
Exons: 25
Coding region: 325-4035 (1236 amino acids)
Source: RefSeq, a predicted model, not a curated record